Messenger RNA from Protomyces lactucae-debilis, 1521 nucleotides. RefSeq lists its product as uncharacterized. The transcript has a single exon. Bases 48 to 1139 code for a protein of 363 amino acids. The record is from RefSeq and is a predicted model, not a curated record. Gene Ontology annotation, molecular function: NAD binding. NCBI's taxonomy places the organism in Eukaryota, Fungi, Ascomycota, Taphrinomycetes, Taphrinales, Protomycetaceae.
AGCGCGUCUAUUCCCUGCGAUAACCUCAUCUGUACGGCAGGAACACCAUGUCAGGCGAGCAUCUUCUCAUCAGCUUCCCGCUUGAACAGCAUCUCGUGGAAGACCUUCGCUCCUGUGGUCUCUUUGAAACUGUUGAGCACUAUCCCACCAAAUUUGUGGUGGGUUCAAAGCACCCAGACAACUUUUGGAACCAUGAACCACCUGAGAUUCCCGCUGAAUGCUGGACAAGGGCAACCGUUCUCAUGACGAUGUUUUGGCUACCAAAGUCGCCUGAGCAAGCACCAAACCUACGCCUCGUUCAGACCAUGUCUGCUGGUAUUGAACAUUUUGACGGAUCUGCCUAUCUCGCUUCCCCAGAUGUCAAGAAGCAGGUGCAGCUUGCAUCUGCUGCCGGUGUGCACAGUUCUGCCAUUGCCGAACAUAUUCUGAUGCAUAUCCUCGCCCAUUUUCACAAGAUGAGCGUGUUGAACAAGAUCCAAGCAGCCCGUUCCUGGAACAGGACAUUAUAUGUUCCUCCAGGCAGUCUUGCAGGAUCUCCAGAGAUUCGAGGCCACACGAUUGGUGUGAUUGGUUAUGGCUGUAUUGGACGCGAUGUAGCACGACUUGCAACGGCAUUUGGUAUGAAGGUGCUCGCUGCUUCAUCGACGGGUAGGAAAGCUCCUGCUCGUGGAUACACGAUUGCUGGCACAGGAGAUGACGAUGGAUCAUUGCCAGAAGCCUGGUAUCCCUCAGGAGAUGCAGAAGCCAUGGAGGACUUUUGGGCAAAGUCAGAUGUCGUUGUUCUAUGCUGUCCAGUCACCAAGACAACCAAGCAUCUCAUCAAUGCGUCUACGUUGAAGCAGAUGAAACAGUCGAGCUUCCUUGUCAACGUCUCUCGCGGCGCUGUCAUUGACCAGGACGCACUGAUUGAGGCAUUGGAAAAUGAGCAGAUUGCAGGCGCUUUCGUCGACGUGACGGACCCUGAGCCUUUGCCAAAAGACCACCCCCUCUGGACAACCAAGAACUGUACAGUCACACCUCAUAUCACUGGAGCGACAACAAUGUACGAGACUCGAUGCGCUGAUUUGCUCAAAAUCAACAUGGCGAGGUACAAGUCUGGAGAGCAGCUGAUUAACGACAUGGACCUGACCAAGUUCUAGCCACGACCUUGUCUUUGACGUUAGAAACUCGCCUCAGCAAAUUCGAAAGCUUCAAGAGUGCCAACACAAAUAUUUAUCACCAAAUACUAGACUCGAGCUGGCCACUCAGCUGAGCUCUCAUGACCCAUGACUUCCCAAGCAAGAUCAAGGCUUUAUCGUUUAUCCUCCGGCAUUGUUUUGGACACAGCGGCGCUUAGUCGCCCCGUUCCUGCAACUGAGAGCACCAGGUAUCAAAGCAAGAAUCUGGUCCUAACUAGGUCUCUUAUCUCCCCGUAGUAUGCUUGAGGUAGACCCAUACACUGUCUUCCUUGUCAGCGGUGUGAUGAAAGUUGUCCACGUGGUACGAACAUCCAGGCGAAGCGCACGCUUUCACAAAUGAAAC